Petromyzon marinus (sea lamprey) is the source of this 5095-nucleotide messenger RNA. Its product is annotated as transmembrane protein 151B-like. The record is from RefSeq and is a predicted model, not a curated record. NCBI's taxonomy places the organism in Eukaryota, Metazoa, Chordata, Hyperoartia, Petromyzontiformes, Petromyzontidae.
GAAGGGAGGCGAGUUGCCCGGGGAGCUCCGCACACAGCACACAGGCGUGGUGUGCAUGCGCACAGCGCAAGGUGGACUUGCGUCCCUCCCUCGCCCUUCUCCCGUGCCCUCGGGGUGGUAACCGCCGACGACAAAGCGGGGGCAGUGGCAGCAGCUCUGGCUUGAGCUGCAAGGCAGCAGCGCAUGCGAGCGAGACCAAGGAGGAGAGCAGGGGAGGAGGGAGAGGACGUGAGGUGGGGGUAGAGGGGGAGGGAGGGAAGGAGCGAGCGCGCAAAGCGAGCAGAAGAGCAGGGGAUACACAAGCAGCCCGCACAAUAACAAACAACAUCAGCAGCAGCAAUUAGAAGGAACCAUGUCUCCGUCGUCAGCUGGGAUGGAGGAGAGCCAGACGGAGACGGACACGAGAGAAGAGCAGCGGCCUGUGCGGCAGUCCCUGAGCGAGGCGCUGUGCCGCGAGUCGCACUGGAAGAGCCUGGUUCUCUCCGUGCUCAUGUACGGCUGCCUGGGCGCGCUUGCGUGGUGUCAGCUGACGCGCGUCACCGUCUUCACGUUCGACGGGCCGUUCCGCGCGGGCCGCCCGCUCGCCUACCAGCACAGCCCGUGCUCCAGCGGCUACGUGUACAUCCCGCUCGCCUUCCUGCUCAUGCUCUACGUGGUGUACCUAGUGGAGUGCUGGCACUGCUACGCGCGCGGCCAGACGCAGCAGCGCGCCGAGACGGGCGGCGUGUACGAGCGCGUCGAGCGCAUGCAGGCGGCCACGCCGUGCAUCUGGUGGAAGGCGAUCAGCUACCACUACGUGCGCCGCACGCGCCAGGUCACGCGCUACCGCAACGGGGACGCCUACACCACCACGCAGGUCUACUACGAGCGAGUCAACACGCGGGUGGCCGAGGCCGAGUUCGACUACGUGAACUGCGGCGUCAAGGACAUCUCCAAGGGGCUGAUGGAGCUGGAGCAGCACCCGGUGACCAAGCUGCGCUUCACCAAGUGCUUCAGCUUCGCCAACGUGGAGUCGGAGAACGCGUACCUCACGCAGCGCGCCCGCUUCUUCACCGAGAACGAGGGCCUCGACGACUACAUGGAGGCGCGCGAGGGCAUGCACCUCAAGAACGUCGAGUUCAAGGAGUGCGUCGUGGCCUUCUCCGACCCCGAGCGGCCGCCGUGGUACGUGUCGCGCCGCGUCUUCUGGCUGGCGGCCGUCGUGAUGCUGUCGUGGCCGCUGCGCGUGCUCAUCGAGUUCCGCACGGCGUACGUGCACUAUCACGUGGAGAAGCUCUUCGGGCUGGACUACGUGCCCGGCGUGACGCCCUCCGACGAGCCGGCACCCUGCCGCCGCAUCCCGCGCGUCAGCACCGUCGACAGCAUCGAGCUGGAGUGGCGCAUUCGCUCCAACCGUCAGCUGGUGCCCAGCUACUCCGAGGCGGUGCUCAUGACCGUGGGGGCGGCGAGCGCGGCAUGCGGCGCCGGCGGGGGCGCCGGUGGCAGCGCCGGCACCCUCGCUGGCAGCGGUUCGAGCUUCAUCCGGCACUGCGAGCGGUGCCACCGUACGCGCAGCAGCCUCAGCAUCUUCUCGCGCGGCGCGUCGCAGAGCAACGGCAACGGCAACACGGCGGCCACCAACACCACCACGUGCGGCUCGCGCUUCUCGCUGGCGGCCAGCCGCUUCUCGCUGGCGCGGCUCUACGGCUCGUGGCGCAACGGGCUGUGCGGCAGCGGCGGCCGGGUGGCGGACGCCAACGGCGACUGUAGCUGCGGCGGCGAGAACUCGCGCUGCGUGUCACGGCACCACAUCGUGGCGCACGAGGAGCCGCCGCCCGCCUACUGCGACGCGCUCUACUUCCCCGUGCUCAUCGUGCACCGCACCGAGGGCUGCGUCGGCUCUGAGCCGGCGUCCACGCAGACGCCCUCCCAAUCCCUGCAGAGCCGCGGACACAGCAUGGAGACGAUUCUGUAGCGGGCGCCCAACCCCUGCGGGGCGGAGCCGUCGAGUGAGCGCGCGGGAGGCCGCGGCGCUGUGUUCCGCGGCCCGGAGGGGCCCAGGAUGCGGAGACGGCGGACAGGGGACCCCAUUGAAUUCAUUCAUCGCACCGGGGCCGAUGCCGCCCACGCCGAGGCACUGGCCUGAACCCCCUCUCCCGCUCGCCCACCAGAAGCCACCCAUGCGAUGGAGAGUUAUCCGCUUGUAGCAGUUACGCCGCUAUGCGGCGACGGCUAUCCGACGAUACAAUAAGCAAGGCAGACUGUAAACAGCAAAAUAGGACCAAAUCUUACAUGUAUUGUAAAUAGCGUGCUCAGAUUUCGUACCGGGUCCAUGACACACCGCAGCUUCACAUUGCGAUACAGAACACGCUCGCCUUUACAUAGGGUGGUGCCUCUCUCUCGGCAGCGAGAUGAACACGAGGUGCCGGAGCCUAAUAUUUAUCUGUGAACCGAAUGGACGUCGUGAAUGACACACACACACACACACAAAGAUGUUUACUGGAGUUUUAUGACGAUGUGCUAUAUACUAGUUACAAAAAAUAAUUAACCGGGGUUUUUUUUACAUUACUUUAUAAAAAAUGUAUUAUCGCACACACCACGGUUUCAAAUGAAUUCCACUCGUGCGCUACAUUGUACGCAGAGCCUGCUCGUGCAAACCGCUAAGACGAGCGAGGAACGGUGAGACGUUCACGACGUGGAAGAGUGCAACGCUGGAGUGGUGCAUCAUCAGUGGGGUCAGCGGAAGCGCUUUUGGGUAUAAUCUGAGGAGCAUUUAUCGAGCGAUGGUAUGUCACGUUUAGAAUGAUUGCUCCUAAAAGCAUGAUUACACGUCUUUGUACUCCUGAUAUCUAUUGACGAAUUCAUCAGUAGCUUGAAUUGAAAAUAUACUCACCAAUUAACGAAGAGUAAAGAACAAGCUGUAUGUUAAGACUUAUGAGAUAUCGUUAUAUCAAGGCUCACAUAAGUCAAAGUGCUUUUUCCUAUAUAAUACAUUCACAGCACAUGAAAAUUGAUAUUUAUAUGUCAUUGACAACUUUGAUUUAAUGCAUUUUUCCUUCACAUAUUUUGUAAUACUGUGUCGACGUUUAAUUUAAAAUAUCGUGUUUUUUAUUUUAUAAGAUCAUUCAGUUUCACUGUCCUACGACGAAAUUAUACGGUACAAAUUUUUUUGAAAACCAAAUUUAAGAUGUGUAAUAUCAUCACUUUUCCCCCUGAAAUGUGACUAUUUUGACACUCAACAAAUUACAAUUCCCAAAUUCAUACUUAAGAACCAGCAAGCGGUGUUUGGACGCAUGCUGAGUUGCAGUUCAAAUUAUUCUGGACAUCCGUGUGCAGACAAACGGCAAAAAUAACUGCUCUGCUCUGCCGUUUGGCUGUUUUUCCAUAAAUAAUUCAUGCUUCGCGCGUGAUUUAUGUUGUCAUAGUAAGCUUUCUAUAGUGAGAAACGGGCACAUCGGGACAUACAUUUAACUGUUAACGCGUCGCCGUCAAUCGGUAUGUAUCACGUGACACAUGGCCUUUUGGAAGUCAGGAGUGCCUCGUCAUGGAAUAAUGCUUUGGGAAGUAGGAGUGGGGAUCGGAAGAGCGGAUAUUAACAUAGCAUCAUCCGGGAAUUUUGUGAAAUUCAAUAAGUGAUUUAAAAUUGGAAACACAUUAUGAAGGUGAUGUAUAUCGGGGUCAAUAUGUGUACAAUGGGUCAAUGUAUUGAGCUAAAUGAACAAUUAUAGAUAGUUAAAGGCAUGGUACAAGCAAAAGGAGUAUAAAUAUAGUGGCAGACGUCCAAGCAGGUUACUGCUAACCGCACCUCUGCAAAGUGGCACAGGAAACAAGGCGAUGCAUUCUUAGCGAUGACGGCACGCGCACAAUUUAUUGCGUUAAAACGAGGAAAGUACCCAAGGUAACUGAUGUUUAUUCUAUUACAUAGAAACACAAAUGUGUCGUCUUUAAGCGUGUGUGUGUGUGUUACGUAAAGCGAAAGAACAAUUCCGCCUUAGCUAGUGACCUAUGUUGUUAUUUAGUUGCUGGCAAGUUAAUGUGAAUUCGGUAAAAAAAGUGUGAAAAACCCACAGUACUUGGUUUUUUGAUGAACUGUGACGUUUUUGGGUCUGCUACUCAAGUUUAUCAAAAGUGCAUGCAAUCAGGACUCCAAGUCAGUCGAUGGCAAAUUCCAGGCCAAGGUUUUGCGAGGCACCUGUAUGUAAAUGUCGUUUGUUUGACCAGACGAUGGUCCGUUGAGUUGGAUUCCACUAUCAUUAACUUAACACAACCAUUCCAAAGCUCUGUAGGCACAGAGCGACAAAAUGUUGAAGAGGGGAUUAAACACUGUCUUUAGAUGUUGUGUUUAUUAUGUUUGUGUGUGAAAUUAACUGCACAUGAGUGACACUGUAUUUUUUAUUAUGCUUGUUUACCCAGCGAAGCCUCACUGAAUCCUUUUUCAGGAGUGUCCUGCCGAGUUUUCAUAGUAGGCGGCGAUGCUGCUGCUGUGUAAUUCCAAUUGAGUAAUUUGCAGGUAAUUUUUCAGCAUUGGGAUGUUUUGGCCAAUAACCGUUACAUUGUGUGAUAAUUUUAUCUAUGGGAAAAAAAAACGGAGAACCCAGAGGAAAUCCAUGCAGAACGGUCGGAGAAUAUACAAACUCCUUGCAGAAGGGCACCCACGUUGGGAGUCGAACCCAGGCUCUGCUUGCUGUGAUGCACAAGUGUUACCAUCGCGCCACCGUAACUUGAGAUAGUUCAGCCGAUGUAGUGUUGCUGCGUGGUGUAACAAACUGCAGACUCCGGUAUUUCCAGCCACGUGGCUUUCAUCCAAAAAUCUCAUCCGAGGACGCAAUUUUGUGCUGAGCCGUGGCUGUUUGUGUACCUCUCUCUCAGCACCAGGAUGCACUUUAACGUAUGAUACGUCUGUUAGUAUAAUUGAGACCGCUCAAUGCACACUAUGUAUCUGUAGUUAAUUUAUCGUUUGGCAGCUGUGGAGAUGCAUGUAUCACUCACAUCUCAGGACACUGGUAUCCACAAUUCACAGUCCAACUUAAUGUCAAAUGCGAUCAUGUACGUAAAAGGUGUAAAGUCAUUUAAUUUUGAAUAUUACUGAUAUGGGCAAUAAAAACAAAUCAAAGUA